Molecule: messenger RNA, 1097 nt
Organism: Dermacentor silvarum
Lineage: Eukaryota; Metazoa; Arthropoda; Arachnida; Ixodida; Ixodidae
Product: sulfotransferase ssu-1-like
Exons: 2
Coding region: 54-1013 (319 amino acids)
Biological process (GO): sulfation
Cellular component (GO): cytoplasm
Molecular function (GO): sulfotransferase activity
Source: RefSeq, a predicted model, not a curated record
UGAUUGCUUGCUGCUUGCUCUGCAGGACUCUGGCUCACUGGGAAGUUGUUGUAAUGUCGCGAAGGAAGCCUUACGCUCAAAUCAUAGACGGCAUCCCGCGCAGUCCUAACUACGACCCGGAUCUCUUGAGAGCAGCCCUCGAGUUCAAGGCCCAGAAGGGCGACUUGGUUCUCUCGACGUACCCCAAGAGCGGCACGCACUGGAUGCUUUACAUCACACAGUUGAUCCUAAAAGGAGGUGAACCAGUGAGCGGUUAUAGCGAGUUCAUCCGCAACAUUCGUGUUCUCGGAGUCGUCGGGUUCGACGCUUGGACACCUAGUCUUCCACUCCGCUUGUUUUCCACCCACCUGCCACUGGGCAGCACCACCAUGAACAAAGACGCCAAGUACGUCUACGUAGCGCGGAACCCGUGGGACUUGUGCGUCUCUUCCUACCAUAUGAUUAAAAAAUUGGGCAUUUAUCGCUUCCGUGACGGUACCUUCGAGGAACUCUUCGACGCGUUUCUGGAGGGUGACUGCGCUGGCCAGGGAAGCUAUUUCGAUCACGUAGCGUCAGGUUACGCCUUGAGGGACCAGCCCAACCUGUUCUUCGUUACCUAUGAGGAACUCAAGAGGGAUACUCGAAGUGUGAUUCUGAGACUGGCUAGGUUUCUUGGCGACGAUUACGGUGACAAACUGGAAAAGGAUGAAGAACUGCUGCAGGAAAUUGUUGAUCGGUGCGGGAGCGAUAACAUGAAGCGCGACCUUGAACCUGAAUCCAAAGAACACACGGACCCUGAUUGGUACAAGGCGACCGCGCGAAUUAUAGCAGCCAACAGCAGAAUUUUUUUGGAGGACGCCAAGCAAUUCAGCAUCGUCAGGAAGGGUGACGUUGGUGACUGGCAGGGUUAUUUUACUCGAGACCAACUGUGGCGCUUAGAAGCUAGGAUAAAGCAGUUGGAAGAGCAUUCAUGCGUAAUGGACCUUUGGAAGGACACUCGAGCAGCUGCGCUCAAAUUUAUUGCGAAUGAAUAGAAAUAAAUGAACGAAGGUUUCGUUUAGUGGUUAUCAAUGCAAUUAAAAUAAAACUGUUUCACACAGGAAUGUCCCUGGUGUUUU